This is a messenger RNA of Blepharisma stoltei, 1476 nucleotides long. Lineage: Eukaryota; Ciliophora; Heterotrichea; Heterotrichida; Blepharismidae. The record is from the annotation of a GenBank genome assembly.
AUGGGCUGUUGUCCAUCUUCAAAACCAAAAGAACUAACUAUCAACAGUUCAGCUCCACCCACAUCUCGCAGCAUUGGUGAUAUAAAAAUUCAUCCAGGAACUUUUGUGAAGCCUCAUGGGAUUCCUUUCAAACAGCUUUACAUGUUAGGAAACCUUAUUGGAAAAGGCAGCUUCGGAGAAGUGAGGCGCUGCACACAUAGACUUUCAGGGCUAUUAAGAGCAGUAAAAAUAUAUCAAAAAGAAGGUUUUGGAUCUGAAAUUGACCAAGAAGGCAGCAUGAACCGAGAAAUGGAAAUCCUGAAGCUCCUGGAUCAUCCAAAUAUUAUAAGAAUCUAUGAUUUCUUUGAAGAUGAAGAAAACUAUUAUUUAGUCAUGGAAUACUGUGAAGGAGGAGAACUAUUCAGCAAAAUUGCGAAAUUGUCAAGGUUUAGUGAAGCACAGGCUGCAGAAAUAAUGAGGCAGCUGCUAUCUGUGGUAGCGUUUUGUCAUAACUUGAGGAUUGCACAUAGAGAUUUGAAGCCUGAAAAUAUCAUGAUAGAAGAAAGGGGGCAGAGCUUUAAUAUGAAAAUAGGCGAUUUUGGGACUGCUGUCAAGAUAGGGGAAGGGGAAGAGCUUGAAGGUAUUGUAGGGACUGUUUUUUAUAUGGCACCUGAAGUAUUGACUGGGAAGUAUAAUGAAAAAUGUGAUAUAUGAAGCUGCGGAGUAAUUAUGUAUAUAUUGCUUACUGGAAAACCACCCUUUCCAGGGAAAACUGAUGAUGAAAUUAUAGAGAGAAUUAAAAUUGGGGAAUACAACACUGAUUUACCAAUUUUCCAAGAAAUAUCUCCUGAAGCCCUAGACCUGAUAAGAAAAAUGUUGGUCCCACAGCCUGAAAGAAUUUCUGCAAGCCAAGCUAUAAGCCAUCCAUGAAUCACCAAGCAUAUAAACUAUGAGACAGUAAACAAAGUAGCCCUAGACCAAGUCAUAGAAAAUUUAAAAGAAUUUUCAAACACCCUCAAGCUAAGAGACACAAUCAUGUCUUUUAUUGCCGCACAAAUCGUCAACAACCGAGAUUUCAAAGAAAUCCGACAAAUUUUUUCGUUAAUCGACAAAGAUGGGGAUGGGAAAAUAGGUCGCGAAGACCUUGUAGAGCAGCUACAAACUCAGAUGACCCAUGAUAUGGCUGAAUGUGAAGUAGAUAAAAUAAUAAGCCAAGUAGAUGCUGAUAUGGAUGGGUAUAUUCAAUAUACAGAAUAUCUUAAAGCGUCAAUUGAUAAAAAUAUUCUGUUAUCAAGGGCAAAUCUAUAUAUGGCUUUUUCAAUUUUUGAUAUUGAUAAGAAUGGGAUGCUUUCUGUAGAGGAACUUAUGAAUUGACUUGCUGGGAGUGAAAGCCAAGAUAUUGAGACUUGACAAGAGCUGGUAAAAGAAGCAGAUCAAAAUGGAGAUGGGCAAAUUGAUUUGGGAGAGUUCACAGAUUUUCUUCUUGAUAAAAUUUAA